Messenger RNA from Klebsormidium nitens, 2856 nucleotides. NCBI's taxonomy places the organism in Eukaryota, Viridiplantae, Streptophyta, Klebsormidiophyceae, Klebsormidiales, Klebsormidiaceae. The record is from the annotation of a GenBank genome assembly.
GCCGCCCUCACGGGCCUCAGCCCUGAGGUGCUCAUCAGAACUCGCCACAAGCAUCCAGCAAUGCGGCAUCAAACUCUCACUUUCGCAAGUGCUGGGGAAUUCAAAGGAACACAGGCGGCUAAUUGGGAGGCCUGCUGAAGUGUCUCUGGAGGGAGCGCUGCCAGCAUUCGGGAACAAAAGUACUCGUCUUUUGCGCCAGCCCUGAUGAGCAUGGUGGUAGUGUGCUGCUAGGAAGAAAGUUUAAAUCAACACCUUCACGUCACGGAAGAUGAGCAACACAGCAUCGUUUUCAGGUGCUUCCCAAGCGUGCCUUGCCUUAUGCGGUUCCGAUGGUAGGGGUGGUCGCACUUCUGGGAGGGAACUUAAUGGAGCUGCACACAUUGUGCCGAGCUGCCACGCCUCUGCUAAGGCCACGACUCCAUCUGCUGGCCAUAUAUCUGCAGAAGUAGAGAGGCGCUUGGUAUGGGGCAGUGCAGGUUUUCCAAAUUGGGAUUCAAAUCCUUUCAGGAGGAAGACUGGGUUGGGGGAAUUUGGAGAAAAGUUCGGGGUAGGAGCUGAGGGACUUGGCAGGGGGGGCCGUAAGCUAUUGUGUGCUAGGAGCUUGCAAAACGAUAGGAGAUCCCCCUGGGACAGCGACGAAGGUGGGGGCCCCGGAGCAGGGUCGCAGGAGCAGCAGGCUGCGGGGAGAGGUAGGAGUGGCAGCUUCGAGGGAGGCUACCAAAGUCAAGAGAGGAGGGUGGGUGGACGAGAAUACAGAACGUCUGAUGUUGAGAGGACAUCAAGGGGGGUGCAACGGAAAGAGUAUGAUACAGGACGCAAUGGUGGCUUUCAAGACUUCGAAUCUGGAAGAGAUUCCAGGGGGCCUCGGAGGGGCGGAUAUGGCGAUGAGAGGUAUCCAAGCAGAGGAGGGGGAGAGGGUGUAACCAGAGAGGGGGGUGGGUUCGGACAGCGUUAUGAAAGGAACGCAGCAUAUGAAGGUUCUUCCAGGGGGGAGGGUUCUGGAGAAGGGAGAAGGGGUGGGCGGGGGAGGGGACGGGGGGGAAGCCAACGGAGGGGGUACGAUAGACGAGAUGUAAUCAACGCAGAGGAGGUCGAGACAAGGGGACAAGAUGUUUGGACAAGAGGCGGGGGGAGGCAGUACGUUCAAAGGGGCCCAGCCCCCACAAGAAUGCGUGCGGACGAUGCCCUCGAAGCACUGAAGAUCGGACGGGGACAGCCGAUUUCGGACGUUUUGGAAGGCUGGGGUGCUCGCCUGAGCAUGCCAGAAUGGAACCGGUUGCUUCGUCUGGUUGAGUCAGUACUGGGAAUCCAGGCGGCAGUGCAAGUGGUGGAUUGGAUGAAGACGCAGAGGGACUGCCCCCCAAAUACGAUCAUCUACACCACUCUGUUGGGACUUCUCGGCAAGAACAGGCUGUCGUCAUUGGCGUCCAAAGCUCUGGACGAGAUGGCAGCGUCCGGCGUCGCUCCGGACAUUAAAUGUUACAACUCGGCCAUAAGCGCGCAGGUCGGGGCGCAGGCGUUUGAAAGCGCGACGGAGAUCGUGCAAAAACUCAAGGCGGACCGGUCAGUUCGGGCAACAGAGGUCACCUACAACGCGCUUCUCAACACUGGUGUCAAGUCUCGGGUCGAGCCCCAGCGGCUGCGGGACCUGCUGUCGGAGAUGCGGGAAGCGAGGCUGAAACCCAACAAUAGAACGUACACCUCUCUCAUAUCCGCUUUCGCCAAGGCCGGGGACUUUGACUCCGCUUUCUCCCUUCUGAAAGAGAUGCGGUCCGAAGGGGCGGACCCGGACACCAUUACGUACAACGUCCUGAUCGACUCGCUAGGCCCUGCGGGGCGCGCCGCCGAGGCUGACGCACUGGUGCAGGAGAUGAUCCAACAGGGCCUCCAGCCUAGCAUGUCGACAUACAGCAUUCUGAUGAAGAUGCACGGGCGCAACAAGGAGUGGGAGCAAAUGGAGGGCGCGUUCCGGUCGAUGCAGCAGGCGGGAAUCGAGCCUGACGUCAUCGUGUACGGGACGCUGAUGGACGCGUUCGGGCGCGCUGGGGAGUGGGAGCGCGCCGAGAAGUACUUUGAGGAGAUGCAGAGCGCCGGGCUGCCGGGAAACGCGGCCGUCUUCAACGGCCUGAUCAUGGGUUACGGAAAAAGUAACCAGGCGGAUAAGGCGAAGGCCCUGCUGCACCGCAUGAGCCGCGCGGGCGUGGCGCCAACGAUCGUGACGUACAACGCGGUGCUGGACGCCUUCGCCAACGAGAAGCGGGUGGAGGACAUGGAGGCGGUGUUCCGGAACCUUCUGUUGGGCGAGCACGUGCCCAACCUGAUUACGUGGAACACGCUGCUCAAGGGUUACGGCGAAGCGCAGCGCAUGAAGCCCCUCGACGACACGCUGCGCAAGAUGACGCUCGCGGGCGUGGAGCCUGAUACGGUCUCUUGGAGUACUAUUGCGAUGGCUUACGAGCGAGCGGGAAUCAAGAAGGUCGCCGCGAUGGCAUGGGAGAGGGCCGGUCCGCGUGGCACCCGACAGAAGGUUCCGCCACGAGUAGCGGCUCUCGCAGAAAUAGACGAAAUAGCAAGCGCAAUGGCGCAAGCGAUUGAGACUCCCGUUGAGUCUGCACAUCAGAAGGUAUGAUCCAUGUUCGACGUCAGGUAGUGAAAAGGGUAGAGCGAAUGGGAUGGUUCUUAAUACCAAAAGGUUCUUGUUGCGUUGAGACCUUUUGUGCCGUCUGAAAGCCCAUGUUUGGAAGUGUGAAAGGGUUCGUAAAUUCGGCCCAUUUAAUAUGUGCUGGUUGGCUUUACUUAGAUCAAUUGGGCCCAGGAAUUUUAUGAGUUAAUGAUGCAGGCAAGCUUGCAUUCCAU